This is a messenger RNA of Neohortaea acidophila, 1175 nucleotides long. Its product is annotated as Alpha/Beta hydrolase protein. The record is from RefSeq and is a predicted model, not a curated record. The transcript has a single exon. Bases 46 to 1143 code for a protein of 365 amino acids. Lineage: Eukaryota; Fungi; Ascomycota; Dothideomycetes; Mycosphaerellales; Teratosphaeriaceae. Gene Ontology annotation, biological process: biosynthetic process.
UCUUGCUUUCUUUCUCUCUUCGCUACUCCUCGCACAUCAAGAGCGAUGUCGUCGAGCGAAAAUGUCACCAAAGCCUGGGAUGUUCUCGGCGAAGCGCUGUCGAUGGACCCGCUGGACUUUGAGGACCACGAGAGCUGGAAGUUCCUCGGCCUCGGCGACCUGCUGGCGGCCGCGACCGCGUCCGACCUGAAGAAUCUCGGCCUGGACGUCAAGACGGAGGAUUUCACGAAGUAUCCCACAGUGGGCGAAUUCAAAACCUUUCUUCUCAGAGGCGACAACACCGCGCCGAGUAAUGGAGCGCCAGCAGCAAGCCCUGCGCAGCUGAACGAGCCCGCGGAUCCAUGGGAGGGCAUUCCCAAACCGAAAGUGCCGCUCUCCAUCGCCCUCCAAGGCCAGGCGAGCAAGGCAAAGGUCAUCGUCUUCCUCCUUCCCGACGGCAGCGGCGCAGGCGGAUCGUACGGCUCGCUACCGCGCGUGAGCCCCGACGUCUGCCUCAUUGGGUUGAACUCGCCUUUCCUCCGUCAGGCGGAGGCUUUCACUUGCACCAUCGAGCGCAUGGCUCGGCUGUGGCUGGACGAGAUCCGCAAACUCCAGCCAAAGGGGCCGUACGUGCUUGGCGGGUGGUCCGCAGGCGGGUACUACGCUUUCGAAGUGGCGAAGUUACUCAUCGCGGCGGGCGAGAAGAUCGGCCGGAUGAUUCUCAUCGACUCGCCGUGUCGGCUGCAGUUCGAAGCACUGCCGGAAGCGGUGGUCGGGGAACUCACGAGCAAAGGUCUUAUGGGUGCUUCGGGGCUGAAGAAGGCGCCGGAGUGGCUGGUGCAGCAUUUCACCUCGACCGUCAUCUCCGUGGAGAGCUACAUGCCCACGCCGAUCGCUGCGUCGGAUGUCCCUCCCGUGGUGAAUUUCAUCUGGGUGCGAGAAGGGCUGGUGAAGGACGUGGCCGAGUCAGGGCUGAACGUGGAUUUAACUGUCAAGGUCACGCGGUUCCUACUGGAGCCGCGAGGAGAGCUGAAGACCGUUGGGUGGGAGAGGUUGCUUCCGGGCGCGAGAUAUGAGUUCGACUACAUGACUGGCAACCACUUCCAGAUCACCCAACCACCCCAUGUAAGUGCCUCGAUCUCCGCUUGUACAUACAUUGGCUAACGGUUGCAGUCUGAUGAUCUGGGGAGAAUUUU